Tripterygium wilfordii is the source of this 1470-nucleotide messenger RNA. Its product is annotated as ribose-phosphate pyrophosphokinase 4-like. Lineage: Eukaryota; Viridiplantae; Streptophyta; Magnoliopsida; Celastrales; Celastraceae. Gene Ontology annotation, biological process: purine nucleotide biosynthetic process; 5-phosphoribose 1-diphosphate biosynthetic process. Gene Ontology annotation, cellular component: ribose phosphate diphosphokinase complex; cytoplasm. Gene Ontology annotation, molecular function: magnesium ion binding; ribose phosphate diphosphokinase activity. The record is from RefSeq and is a predicted model, not a curated record. The coding region runs from base 203 to 1150 and encodes 315 amino acids. The transcript is spliced from 7 exons.
ACCAUCACCGUCCCGAUAACCAAACAGAACCCAAACAUUUUACUACAUUUACUACUCCAAUUGAGAAUUGAGACAUUCGCUACUGUUUUUGUCCCCUCUCCCUAAAUCCCUUUCCUCUUCUCCGACUCCGAAUAUCAUAUUCAAACAAACAUCUUCCGUCUGUCUGCGACUGAAAAGAGGAAAGUGAAAAGUUAAUUCAAGAAUGGAGAAAGGGAAGAAGCAAGUGCGUCUCUUCUACUGCGUAGAGUGCGAAGAGCUUGCUCGCAAAGUCGCCGCACAUUCCGAGCUUAUCACUCUCCAGUCAAUCAAUUGGAGGAGCUUUGAUGAUGGAUUUCCAAAUCUCUAUAUAAACAAUGCAGAGGAUAUCCGAGGUCAACAUGUUGCCUUUCUUGCAUCCUUUAGUUCCCCAGGAGUUAUAUUUGAACAGCUUUCAGUCAUAUAUGCCCUCCCGCGUCUUUUCGUGGCUUCCUUCACAUUGAUUUUUCCUUUCUUUCCUACUGGCUCCUUUGAGCGCAUGGAAGAAGAAGGAGAUGUAGCAACUGCAUUUACCAUGGCAAGAAUACUGUCCAACAUUCCCAUAUCAAGGGGUGGUCCAACUAGUCUAGUCAUCUAUGACAUACAUGCUUUACAGGAAAGAUUCUACUUUGGAGACCAUGUCUUGCCUCUAUUUGAGACUGGGAUUCCUCUGCUAAAGCAACGGCUUCACCAGCUUCCUGUUGAUGAUAAAAUAAUUGUUGCAUUUCCUGAUGAUGGAGCCUGGAAGCGAUUCCACAAACAGUUGGACCAUUUUCCAACGGUGGUAUGUACAAAGGUUCGCGAAGGUGAUAAGAGGAUAGUCCGGCUGAAGGAGGGAAAUCCUGCUGGUUGUCAUGUUGUUAUCGUUGAUGAUUUGGUUCAAUCUGGUGGAACCCUUAUUGAAUGCCAGAAAGUGUUGGCAGCUCAUGGUGCUGCGAAGGUGAGUGCUUAUGUUACCCAUGGCGUGUUUCCAAAGCGUUCUUGGGAGCGGUUCCUUCACAAUGGCUCGGAGAAGGCAUUUGAAUACUUUUGGAUCACUGAUUCUUGUCCUACCACGGUCAAGGCAGUAGCAAAUAAAGGUCCUUUUGAAGUUCUGAGUCUCGCUGGAUCCAUUGCCAGUGCUCUACAAAUUUGAGGGAAUAGUUUUAGCCUGAGGUUCUCAAUAUGUGUUCUCACAUUGUUGGGGAAAUAUUGUUUGCAUCGCGUUCUGUUGUUGAAGACCACUAAAUUGAUCAUUCAUUCCAGCCAAUUAUUUAUUGUAUCAUUGGACCUCUCUUUUUAGAGGUUGCACUGAAGAAAUUAGUUGUGAUGAUGUUUGAAUGUGAUACUUACAAUAGAGAGGAAUGGUUAGUUUGUCUGCUUGUGGUUGCCAACUUGCCAUCUGCAUAAACAUUUUGGCAUGGCCCUUGUUGGUUAUUAUCCUUAUUAUAUUAUGUAUUAACUUUGGCAUAUUCA